CUUUUGCAGAGAUGUCRACUGUGUACCAAAAACCAAAUAACUGCUCGAGACGAUGCUGCGGGGACCUUUACCUUUGUCUAGACAUAAUAAGGUCAACAAUUAGUUAGGCAUUUGCCCAUACUGCGACGCAGUUUCACUGGUCUACUCUAUCCACUCGUCCAGCAUAACCACACUGCAAUUUGUGUCUCACGUAYUCGAUUGCUGCCCCGUUUGUCAAGCACGUUAAGUACGUCGAUUCACGAACAAGUCGCCGCCAUCGAAUACUGUAUCUACCGCGAACAUCACUGUUGUUGUGGCUGUCUUCCAGCUUCUUUGAAGUUAUUUUUAGAUUAUAAGACACUGAAUUCCAAAAUGGCUGGUGAACUACCCCGUAAAAAAGUUAAUUUCAGUGUUAUCAACCGAAAGCCCAAAAUGGAAUUUGAUAUGACAUUCAAACGUCUACCAUUUUUUACUAGUGUCCAUCAAAUUCAGAAACCAAUGCUUGUUUUUUGUGUUAAACCAAUUAUGCCUCAUUUGGCUCUUCCAUAUAAAGAUCACACUGAAUUUGAAAUUAAGUUUGAAUUGCCUUCAGAAAUUGUUGAAAUGAUCCAACGUAACCCUUCAGAGUGUGUACAGUUGCAGAUACGAUGUGGAAAAGAACUAGAAGGGAUAUUUGAAUUGUCAGAGGGACUACCAAAAUUGAUAGARAUUUAUAUCAAUAACCACAAAAAAACUGCAGAGAAUAGUCCUAUUCAUUAUAAUUGUAACGACUUUUUAAAUUUGGGAGCCGAAAAUAUAAUCAAAAUAUGUUGGCCUUUUCAUGACGAACCAUAUUAUAUAAUUGUAGAUAUUGUAAAAGUACUGCCAAUCAAUCAUAUGAUAGAUCAAGUCAUAAAUCGCAAUAGGAUUUGUUCUUUAACACUUGAUACAAAAGCUAAGGCUUUAGAAAUAAUGAGAGCUUCUUCAAAAGGAAUUGAUUUAUCAAGGAGUAUUUCAAAAUUCUAUACGUUUAAUUUGCUCUGUCCAAUAACCACAUUAAAAAUGAAAACACCGACAAGAUCUUUAAAAUGUAAUCAUUUACAAUGUUUUGAUUUAGAAGCAUUAUUUACAUUGAAUAAGAUAAAACCAACAUGGAAAUGCCCAAUUUGUCAUUUACCCAUGCAUGUUAAUGAUUUGGUUAUAGAUACAUUCCUUUGGAAAAUUGUCAAAUAUGCUAAUCUUCCUGAUAGGUGCGUUCGAGUAGUAUUAUAUUGUAAUGGCAAUGUUGAAGCAUUAUUUGAACCAAUUACAGAAGUUAUUGAAGAUUGUCUGAGUGAAUCUGAUGAUGAGCAUUCAGAAAAUAUCACUUUAACUGAUAACUUGGGUAAUUCUAAUGAAGAAAAUCUCCAUGAUGAAAAUCUCCUUGAUGAUAAAAAUAUAAUACCAAAAAUUGAGGUUAUCAAUCCUGACGAUUAAGAACCAAUGAUAAUCUAUCAGAGUACUGACGAUACAGACAUUACA
This is a messenger RNA of Diuraphis noxia (Russian wheat aphid), 1479 nucleotides long. RefSeq lists its product as uncharacterized. Gene Ontology annotation, cellular component: chromatin. Gene Ontology annotation, molecular function: SUMO ligase activity; zinc ion binding. The record is from RefSeq and is a predicted model, not a curated record. Gene Ontology annotation, biological process: protein sumoylation. NCBI's taxonomy places the organism in Eukaryota, Metazoa, Arthropoda, Insecta, Hemiptera, Aphididae.